AUGGCUCGUACGUCGCAAGAGGCCAACCAACUCGCAGAGGCGAUUCGAAAUACGUUGAACUACCUGCUGGUUCAAGUCGAGGACUUGAAACAGUUAGUCGCCGAGUGGAAUGAGCUCCAAGACAAUAUCAAGCAAACUGCGGUCCAUGCGCCUGACCUUAUCAUGCUCAACGUGGGGGGCACGACCUUUGAGACGUCUAAAGACACGUUGCUCCGUGUGGAAGGCAGCUACUUCCACGCGUUGCUGGAGUCGGGGGCGUGGCAGCCCGACAGUGCCGCACACGCAUACUUUUUGGACAUGAAUCCGACGCUCUUUCGCCGCGUUGUCAACUUCCUGCACACUGGUACCAUGCUGCCACUUGGUGGGCUGUCCAACGUCGAGCGCAACGAGCUCCAGGCCAUGAUGGAGUAUUUGAAGCUGCCGAAAUGGGACGCACCAACACAACAGGUUCGAUGGAGCUCGACAAACAAACACGUGACAGUGUCCAACGACUUUCGAACGGUCGAGAUGACGUUGGUUUGCAGUGAGUUUGUGACUGCGACGGAAGCGCUGACUGGGACGUUCCAACUUCGCAUCGAUGCAGUUGGAAGCAGCAAUAUCUUCGGUUUGUUUGCCCGCGGCCGUUCAGGCUAUUCGUUGGAUCACCACUAUAUCUGUCACAAGAAUGGAGCCAUCAGCAUCAAUGACGCGUGUGUUGCGAACGUGACGAAGCUUCAGGUGGGCGACGUGGUGACCAUUCAGCGUUGUGCGACGGAAGUGGUGUUUGUCGUGAACGAUGGACCUGCGGCUCGUGUGGCGCUGGUGGACCCAAACGCACGCUUGUUCCCUUUCGUCUACAUGAACCGUGCGGCGAAGUUCACAGUGGUCGACUAG
Aphanomyces invadans is the source of this 873-nucleotide messenger RNA. RefSeq lists its product as hypothetical. Gene Ontology annotation, molecular function: protein binding. The transcript has a single exon. Lineage: Eukaryota; Oomycota; Saprolegniomycetes; Saprolegniales; Verrucalvaceae. The coding region runs from base 1 to 873 and encodes 290 amino acids. Gene Ontology annotation, biological process: protein homooligomerization. The record is from RefSeq and is a predicted model, not a curated record.